AUGAAGUCGCCUUUCACAAUGAAGGAAAUACAAAGCCUGACGGGCAGAGCAGCGGCUCUUAACAGAUUCCUCUCAAAGUCUACCGACAAGUGCAGACCAUUCUUCAAAGCUUUGAAGAAAGGACAAAAAGACAAAUGGGACGAAGAGUGCGAAGUAGCUUUCCAGAAUCUAAAGACCUACCUUACUUCACCUCCCUUGCUCUCAAAGCCAGUUCCUGGUGAAGACUUGUUCGUGUACCUGGCAGUGUCCAACUCGGCCGUCAGCUCAGCUCUCAUUCGAGAAGAACUUGGGGCCCAACAUCCGAUAUUCUACACGUCAAAAGCUCUCCUCGAUGCAGAGACUCGUUACCCGAAAUUGGAGAAGCUCAUUUUGGCCCUUGUGCUGAUCACAAGUCAAGCCUCAGGAGAAUACAUGGCGAAGCACCCAAGGAUGAUCUUGUACCUUGACAAAGUUCAAGAGUUGUUGAAGGCGUUUCCCACCUUCACCAUCCAGCAAGUUCCUAGAGCAGAAAACGCGCACGCAGAUGCAUUGGCAAGCUUAGGAUCGGCGCUGGGUACCCAGUUCAGACGCUCCAUCUUGGUCGAGCACCUUGACCAGCCUAGCAUAGAGGAGGCAGAGCAGCCGGACCUGAUGCAGAUCGAUGAGGAUCCGAGCUGGCAAGACCCAAUUAUUGACUACCUAGUGAAUGAAAACCUGCCCAAGGACAAGUCCGAGGCCAGAAAAAUCAAGCAGAAGGCUGCAAGAUACUACAUGAAAUGCGACAUGCUUAUCCGCAGAUCAUACUACGGGCCUCAUCUCACUUGCAUCAAGUACCCACAAACGCUCGAGGUUCUCUGCAAGAUACACGACGGCGAAUGUGGAAAUCACGCUGGGGGCAGAUCGCUUGCUCAGAAGGCUCUCAGCAUAGGCUAUUUCUGGCCUACCAUGCGCCAAGACUCCACGGAGUAUGCUCGAAGAUGUGAUCGAUGCCAACGCUACAAGCCGGUCCCUGGCCUGCCCGCUGAGGAAUACCAUCCACAGAACAGUCCAUGGUCAUUCAUGAUGUUGAACAGUUCAUCUGGAAGGACAUUAUUUGCAUAUUCGGUUGCCCGCAAUUGA
This is a messenger RNA of Prunus mume (Japanese apricot), 1098 nucleotides long. NCBI's taxonomy places the organism in Eukaryota, Viridiplantae, Streptophyta, Magnoliopsida, Rosales, Rosaceae. The record is from RefSeq and is a predicted model, not a curated record.